This is a messenger RNA of Lolium perenne, 1639 nucleotides long. The record is from RefSeq and is a predicted model, not a curated record. Lineage: Eukaryota; Viridiplantae; Streptophyta; Magnoliopsida; Poales; Poaceae.
UCAGACACCAAGUAAACCUUCCAGCCUACGUAAACCAGCCCACCCCGAUCCGAUCUCCCUCUCCGCCGCCGCCUCAUGGCUGGCACCGAUCUCUCCCUCUCCAGCGGCUCUGCUGCCGCCCUCAACAGCGGCUCCGCCGCUGCCCUCAACAGCGGCUCCGCACCGCUCUCGCCGACCUGCCGGCCCCGGCGUCCUCCUCCUCCCUCGCGAUGAACGUGGCCAGCGUCAAGACACACGUGCCCGUCGUCCUCGACCUCGCCAAGUCCAACUACACCAAGUGGCGCAUGCUGAUCACCGUCCUCCUCGGCAAGUAUGAUCUUACUGACCAUGUCGCUAUGCAGACACCCCUGGAGGCUCGCACGCCGGAGUGGACACGGGCGGACUUCAUCGUCCGCUCCGGCUAUAUGGCUCCAUCAGCGAGGAGAUCCUCGACAUCAUCAUGGCGGACACCCAGACCGCCCACGACGCCUACACCCUCAUCCGCAACCUCUUCCUCGACAACCAGAUGACGCGCGCCGUCCACCUCGAAGCCGAGUUCCGCGCGCUCGUCCAGGGUGAUCACUCCGUCACCGCCUACUGUCAUCGCCUCAAGUCCCUCUCCGACGCCCUGCGCGACGUGGGACAGCCGGUGACCGAUCAGACCCUCGUGCUGACCUGCCUCCGCGGCCUCAACCCGCGCUUCGCCGACAUCACCACCAUGGUCACCAUGCAGGCGCCCCUCCCGUCGUUCCUGCAGACGCGCUCCUUGCUGCUCCUGCGCGAGACGCAGCUCAACCACGCCGCGCCCAUCAACCAGCAGACGUCCCUCUACGCCAACAACGGGAACGGUGGCUCGGGCGGCGGCUCGGGCUAUGGCCAGCCCUCGGGCUAUGGCCAAAACAGUGGUGCCAAUGGUGCCAACGGCAACCGCAACCGCAACCGGCGGAGGAACGACAACUACGGCGGCAACACCGGCAACAUCGGCGGUGCCCCCCGCCCGCCCGUCGGUCCCUGGGUCUGCUUCAACCCGGUCACCGGCGUCGCCCAGCAGAUGCCGGCGCCCACGUCAUGGCGCCCUGCUGGCGGACCUGGCCCAGCUGGCGGCCCAGGCCUCCUCGGACCCCGACCGGCUGCUCCCCGCCCACCCGCCUACGGGCCGGUCCACCACGCCAACUAUGGGCCGGUCCAGCCUCCGCAGCAGGCCUACACGACGAUGCUCGCGCCUCUCCACGGCCAGGCGUUCGGCACCAACCCGCCGCCACCACUGACGCCCCAAGGUCCACCUGCAUGGGACUGCUCCGCCCUGAUAGCUGCACUUCACGCCGCGAGCUCUUCAUCGUCAUCGACUGCCGCUGGUGAUUGGGUCAUGGACUCGGGUGCCACCUCUCACAUGGCCUCCGACCCUGGACCUUCGAACCAGACGCGUGAUAGCUCGCUGCAAUAGCUCCGGUCCGCUCUACACCGUCUCCGCCGCCACACCGCCAUCCAGCCUCGGCCUCGUCGCAUCAUCCAACCACCAUGAGCUUUGGCAUCGUCGUCUAGGACAUCCGGGUCGUAACACUAUGUCACAUUUAUCUAGCAAACUAUCGAUUUCAUGUAAUAAUGCUACACCUUUAGUGUGCCAUGCGUGUCAACUUGGCAAGCAUGUUCGUUUGCCGUU